GGGGCUGGGACCCUGAACGAGGUGUUUGCUUGCUCACAGGGGUCGACAGCAACAGUGCAGCUUGUCCGGAAGAACUAUGCUGCGAGGGAAGUCCCGGCUCAACGUGGAGUGGCUGGGCUACUCGCCUGGGUUGCUCCUCGACUACAAGACGCCUCAGAUGGGGCGCACACAACGGAGCCCUGGCCGAAAUGAAAGUUCAUUAGCAUCUACCCUGAAGACUCUCCUGUUCUUCACAGCUUUAAUGAUCACUGUACCUAUUGGGUUAUAUUUCACCUCUAAAUCUUAUGUGUUUGAAGGUGCCUUUGGGAUGUCCAAUAGGGAUAGCUAUUUUUAUGCUGCUAUUGUUGCAGUGGUUGCUGUCCACGUGGUGCUGGCUCUCUUUGUCUAUGUGGCCUGGAAUGAAGGUUCACGACAGUGGCGUGAAGGCAAACAGGAUUAAAGUGAACAUCAUCUUUUCAUAGCACUACAUUGAUAUUUUUAAAUAGCAAAUGUUUCUGGGAUACUGAUGAUUUCCAUAAAGUUGAAAGGACAUGUUAAAAUCUUUAUCUUAAGGAGUCACAAUUGACUAAUGUAAAUUUUGAUCCUUCUAAUAUAGUGGUUUGUAUCCUUGAUUUUAACUGUAUGAGCCUCUCAUUUGCAAAUAAGAAUUUGGAAAAAUUAAAUUGGUUACAAAUAAGUAUGUUUAAUUACACAUUAUUCUGUAAAGAAUUUGAUUAUUUUACAACAAAAAUAUUCUGUAGCAUUUUGUUGUUUAGUUGGUUUUGAGUUUUACUUUUCUGGCUCUCUUAAUACGUACACAGUGAGACAAAUGAAAACUUUAUUUUUUGCUGAAAUACUUUCCCUAACUAUUAUGAAAGUACCAGGUCAUUGGAUUUUGGGUUGUAAAUUCCUAUGGAAAAUUGUUUAAAUUAUGGAUGCUGGAAUUAUUCUGAAUGUCACUGAAAAAUCUCAAAUAAAAUGUAAUCCCUAGUCAGAAGGAAUCUUUCAUUACGUUAUUUCAUGGCAAAACUAGGUUGAAUUCCACCUGUUUUACACGAACUGCUUAAUUGAAGGAUCUCAAUAGCAAAGUAGAGCUAGCUUCCUAGACCAUGGCCUGCUCCCUAAAGCCCCCUUGAAAGCCAGCUUGUGCUUUAAUACCAACUCUUUAAUAUAAUCUACUUUGCUCUUGUUCAAUAAUAAAGUUAUGCUUUAAUUACCAGGUUUGUGUAAAUUCCCUUUAAAUUUGUUUUUCUUACUGUUUUUAUAAUGCAUAUGAUAGGGAUUUACAUUUUAAAUGUUUAUUUUUGCAUACUUAGGUAGUGUGAACAAUCUUGAAAAUAGAUUGUUUUUAUUAUCCAGAAAGUAUUCUUAGUAUUUCUAGUCUAGUAUUUUUAAUCAGACCUGUUAUUUCCCAGGUAUGUAUAAUUAGAUAAUUCUUAAGGCCCAUUAUGAUAGAAAAAGACCUUGUGUUUUUAUUUUAGUAUCUUUAGUCUGUUCUUUCUAACCACUUGGUACUAUUUGUAUGCAAUCUAAAAACACACCUAGAAAAAUGCAUAUUUAAAAAGGAAGAAAAUUUAAAUUCCCUAUAUUUUUGCCACCUGGAGAUAACCAGUAUUUUGGUUUACAACCUAUGUGCAUUUCUUAAUGGUAAUUCAGUAUUCACUGAACAUUUGGAUUAAGUUUAAAUCCUGCCAACUUUUCCUGACAGCUAUUGGCAUUUUUUUUCCCCACAGGAGUGAUCAGUGGCCAUUUUCUUAAAAACGCGCGCGCGUGCACACACACACACACACACACACACUCUACCUUUAUUCUUUUAAGGAGGUAUCUUAUUUUUCAAAUUUCCUGUUAUUGCUAAUUCCUGUUUGCCAUUACCAAUUUGUUCACUCCUAUUUUUAAUGUUGUGCAAUUGGAUGGAUUGGAUUCUUGUUUAGUUAAAUGUCUAGUUUAAAAUGUCUUUAAGCAGUUAUUCUAAAUGUAAAGUGUUUUCCUAAAAAAAGACUACAGUUUUAGUAUAAAAUUAUACAGCUUUAAUAAUGAAAUUAGUAAAUGUGGGAUACUGUGUAGUAGAUUUCUAUAUAGUCCCCUGUUUAGAUGCCUUGUUGUACUUAGAAUUGUUAUCUACCUAAUUUCUUUUUCUAUAAUGCCAAAGUUUUUCUUAUACUUUUGCAAUGUUAUGCUACUUGUAAAAUAUUAAUAUCCAAUGUUGGAUUAUUUUGUUUGAUUUUCAACAUUUGCUAAGUAGAUAAUGAUAAGACUAUUUUUCUGCAAGUAUUUAAACCAGGGAUUCAUGCAAAAGCAGUUGUAAUUUCCUCUUGAAAAAAAGUACCAUAUGUUUCAAAUUUAGAAUUAGAUGCUAGGGUUGAUAUUUAGGAUUACUACAAUAGAUUUGUUUUCAAACCAGUUCAUUUUUUCCUGGGGUUUCAACUGUAAACUCGUUAGUUUGCUACUGUUGAAAUAACAUGGUAUUUGACAUACAGAUUUAUUUUUUACUAGUUUUCUCUUGCACCACAUACAUACUUCAGGAUGUAUAGAAAGAAAAGCUAUGAUUGAGCCCUCAUACAUGUUUUAAGGUAGGCAUAUGUUGUUUGAAAACUGAUUGUAAGAAUAACCACAAGAAGGGAGUGUAACUUAAAAAUGUCAGCACAAACUACUGAUUUAACCCCAUUUACUGUAACAUAUUGCCUUCCUGGCCGUACCUCCCAGUUUACCCCCCAGAAUAUAAUCUUUCUUUCCCAUUGUGCUGAAAACUGAAGUCUUCUGUAGAAUGCAUCUGAUGUCAUCAGUUCUUCAAGUGGAUACCAUUUUACAUGUAGCAGCAAAGUUCAGUUUUGAGUUGUUACUGGAGAAAUUUAAACCAUUAACUUAAAAAAAAA
This is a messenger RNA of Phyllostomus discolor (pale spear-nosed bat), 2852 nucleotides long. RefSeq names its product vacuolar ATPase assembly integral membrane protein VMA21. Gene Ontology annotation, molecular function: DNA-binding transcription factor activity, RNA polymerase II-specific. Gene Ontology annotation, cellular component: CLOCK-BMAL transcription complex; endoplasmic reticulum membrane. NCBI's taxonomy places the organism in Eukaryota, Metazoa, Chordata, Mammalia, Chiroptera, Phyllostomidae. The record is from RefSeq and is a predicted model, not a curated record. Gene Ontology annotation, biological process: regulation of transcription by RNA polymerase II; vacuolar proton-transporting V-type ATPase complex assembly; negative regulation of circadian rhythm. The transcript is spliced from 3 exons. Bases 77 to 439 code for a protein of 120 amino acids.